Messenger RNA from Caretta caretta (loggerhead turtle), 2336 nucleotides. The record is from RefSeq and is a predicted model, not a curated record. NCBI's taxonomy places the organism in Eukaryota, Metazoa, Chordata, Testudines, Cheloniidae.
GCCUCGGCCUGCCGCCCGUGCCUCCCUCCCAGCCGUGCGCCGGGCUCCUGGGGACUCCGCAGGGCAGAGCGGCCGCCAGUGGUAGGCAGCGGGCCGCAGCCACGAGGAGGGACUGACAGAGAGCCCCCAGACUUCGGGGGUGCUGCAGAGAGCCCCCACGGCGGGAGAGUGCAGAGUAGGGUGACCAGAUUAAACGGAGAAAAUAUCGGGACGCCGGGAAGCAACCAAAAAAACAAAACCCAACAACAACAACAACAACAACAAAGAAAGCGGCCGGAGUUGUCGAGCCAAAAACGCCGGAGCGGCCAAAGCCGCAAUAUCGGGAUAAAUGGCCUCCUGACCGGGCAGCGGUCGGGACGCGGGAAAAAGACCUAAAAAUCGGACCUGUUCGUUUUCUAUAUUCAGUCAUAUCUGCUGACUUUAGUGUCAAAAAUAAGUUUUGUUGUUUUAUUUUCUGUUAGCCCAUCAGCUCUGUGAACUGCUGGGCUGAGGCUACGGGAUUUCUAAUUGUGGAUCAGGAACAGAAUUGUUUAUUAUUAUUAUUAUUAUUUAUUUAGUAAUCCAAUCAACAACACCUUUUCAAAUUUUUGAAGGUAGCCAGACUGCCCAGAUGUCAGUGAGGGUCUAAUUUGGCCUGCAGAACCCUUAUUACUGGUAAUGGCUGCAUGAGAUGGAAAGAACCUAUUUUGGCUCUCAGGACUUCGAUAAAGCAAGUUCUUUGCUCAGCAAAGCCUCUGCUGCCUUGGCAUUAGGACACAGCUACUGAAGACAGUUUAUCCUGUAAGAUUCUUCAGAUUUUCGACCUCUGAACAGUCUCGGAUGAUGACUCAGCACACGUUGUUAAUUUUAAGAACACUUUCGCUGCGGAGUUGACAAAACGCAAAGAAGAUACCAAUGUGAGAUUUCAAAAGACAGCGAUAGCUCUCAAACGAAGGUUUAAGAAUCUGAAGUGCCUUACAAAAUCUGAGAGGGAUAAGACAAUGGCCUUCAAGCACAAAAACGCAAAACGAAUUGAAGGGCUUGAUGUCAAUGUAUGGGUUGAAUUUACUAAGGUGGCUGCAGACCCCUCAAUUGUUAAUCUUGGUCAAGGCCUUCCAGAUAUAUCCCCUCCUAGCUAUGUUAAAGAAGAGCUAGCCAAGGCAGCGACAGUUGAUAGGCUGAACCAGUACACACGUGGCUUUGGCCAUCCAUUGCUGGUGAAAGCCUUGUCCCAGGUAUAUGAGAAGGUUUGUGGAAGAAAGAUUGAUCCUUACACAGACGUCUUGGUGACAGUGGGAGGAUAUGGAUCUCUGUUUAGUGCAAUACAGGGGUUAAUUGAAGUGGGAGAUGAAGUGAUAAUAAUAGAGCCAUUUUUUGACUGUUAUGAGCCCAUGGUGAAGAUGGCAGGAGGAAAACCUGUUUUUAUCCCAUUGAGAUAUAAAACUGUUAUUGGGAACUCUGCAUCUAGUGCUGAUUGGGUCUUAGAUGCAACUGAACUUGCUAGUAAAUUUAAUUCCAGAACAAAAGCUAUUCUACUGAAUACUCCUCACAACCCUAUAGGCAAGGUAUUUACCAAAGGAGAACUCCAGGUAAUAGCUGAUCUCUGUAUUAAACAUGACACCCUGUGCUUCAGUGAUGAGGUGUAUGAAUGGCUGGUGUACAAAGGAAAUAAACACAUUAAAAUAGCUACACUGCCAGGCAUGUGGGAGAGAACAAUAACUAUAGGAAGUGCUGGAAAGACAUAUAGUGUAACUGGCUGGAAGCUUGGAUGGUCCAUUGGUCCACAGCAUUUGAUAAAACAUUUGCAAGUUGUUCAGCAAAAUACGCUGUAUACAUGCCCAACUCCGUUACAGGAGGCGUUGGCACAAGCUCUUUGGAUCGACUUUAAACGCAUGGAUGACCCAGACUGCUACUUCUACUCGCUGUCUCGAGAGUUGGAAGGCAAGCGUAAUCGGAUGGCUGAGCUACUCCAAGAAGUUGGAUUGAAACCUGUCAUUCCAGAUGGAGGAUACUUCAUGAUUGUUGAUGUUUCUGCACUUAAUGUGGAUCUGUCUGAUAUGGAGGCGAAUCAACAUUAUGAUUAUAAAUUUGUGAAAUGGAUGAUAAAAUCUAAGAAACUGUCAGCAAUUCCUCUUACAGCAUUCUGUGGCCCAGACACCAAAAAGCAGUUUGAGAAAUAUAUACGUUUUUGCUUCAUCAAACAAGACAGCACACUGGAUGCAGCUGAGGAGAUCCUGAAGAACUGGAAUAAUCCUACAUCUUGAUUUUUAUAUUUGUAUUAAUUAUUCCAUCUAGUACAAUUAUUUUAUACAUAGGUAUUUCAUUAUACCAUUAAAAGCCAAUGUACUCUAAAUACA